Penicillium lagena is the source of this 1959-nucleotide messenger RNA. RefSeq lists its product as uncharacterized. NCBI's taxonomy places the organism in Eukaryota, Fungi, Ascomycota, Eurotiomycetes, Eurotiales, Aspergillaceae. The record is from RefSeq and is a predicted model, not a curated record. The coding region runs from base 1 to 1959 and encodes 652 amino acids. The transcript has a single exon.
AUGACUACUACUACUGCUACUGCUACCACUCGACCCACGCCAUCAUCUGCGCCAGUUGAAAAGGUAGAUGUGUCUGCGAAGCGGAAUCCACAGAUGAAAUACCCGGUCGAACUUUUGCUCACUAUGCAAGCCAAGGCAGACAGGACUCGGCAGGCGGUGCUGAAGGCUACCGCUCCGGAAGACCAGAACAAAUAUGCAAUGCAGCACUACAUUGUCCCGUCUUUCCAAGAUAAAAAGGCUGUCUCCGAGCACCAAGCCGCUCAGGCUCGAAAGAUCGAACAGCGGGAGAAAGCCCGGGCUGCCAAAGACCAAGAGAGUGCCUUGUCUGCCAAAGAACAAGCUUCUCGCACGAGUGCGGAAGUAUUGCAGCGACAAGUUGCAUUCCUUGCAAGAGCCAGAGCCGCUCAGGCGCUAACGGCUGCUGCUCGUGCUGGAACGGCGCAAAUGUCAGAUUCUGAAGCUACCUCGGUGGAGACCUCAGAAAGUGCCAUUUCACACACCAAGCCUACGCUUUCUCAGAAAGACAAUUUCACUAGGCCAGGUUCGAGCGGACGUCUUCUUGAUUUUGAAGAAGAACCACUCCCUCAAAGUGAAUCGGCAGAGUAUGUUCUCAGCCCUGCGCUGGUGGAUUUGACAGGGCUUGACUUUCCCCGAACCCUCCUUCAUAAUACAGCGGAGAAGGAAACCUCCAUUUCUGCAACACCUUCCGUCUCUAGCGAAGACAUUGAGCAGCAGCCUCUCUCUGAAAGCAUUCAGGAUAUCAAAAGAAUGCUCGAUCCGAGGUUGGUUGCGAUGUCGAAACUGGUUGACGAGUUCCUGAAACAAAUGAAUGACUACAGAAGAGAAUUUGAAUCACAUGUCACGAAGGCCCUCAGCUCAUCUGUGAAGUCUCAAUCGGCAUCGCAACGAGUCAUCGUGACACCUCAGGGAUCCUCUCCUUCUGUGAUCAUGCACACCGCGCCGGGCAGUCCAAUUCGAGCUCCAACAACACCCGGCAUGACCAGGACUGACGAGAUCACGAAGAUGCAGAAAUGGCUUUCCCAAUCUGGUGCUAUCUCUAGAGAUGCAGCAAUGAAUCAUCCAUCGUUCUCGCGGUAUCGGUCUCCGGUGCGUAUCCCAUCUUCUGGGUCAGACUCACCUCCCGAGGCACAGGAGUUACCAGGUACUCCUCCCAAAACUGCUUUCUCCGCAAAUAUACCACCCUUUGACACACUCCGAGUGUCUGAAUCGCCUGAUCGUGCGCCCCAUACUAUUGACCCGGUGAAGAAGUCUGGGCCAGAGCCUGCGGUGAAAGGACCUACGGUCUCGGAGACUGUGCCACCUGUUACGAGCCCAAAAACCAAGUCCCCCAGUGUUCAAAUGAAAAAGCGAGUCAAUUCGUUGAACAAAUCCAUAUACGCAACUCCUGGCGUUCCCAUGUACACCGGUCCUCCACUGUACACUGCAAUCAGUCAGCCAAUCGAUCGGCCACUUGGCCAAGUGACUGAAUUCGGUAAGACCAAGGUCCUCGGCGUUGCCCCGUUUAACCCUUCUGCCCGGGUUCCGUCGCUGCCUCAGCGCUCUCAGAAUAUUCCUGUUCGAGAUGUUCCAAUGCCAGAUGCUCCUGAGCAGGCGGAGCCGAACCAAAUCAGUGAUCGAACUAUUAGGCUCUCUCCACCUCCUUGCAUGGUCGGAACCGAGCAGCCAACCUCCGCAUCCUCAGGUGGUCUGUACCAGUCGAUGUCGAGCGUGCCACGCAAAGAGGAGAACAAGCCAUCCUGUGGACCUGCUGUGCUUGGUCCCAAGCCGUUCACAAUCCCUCUCGCGUCCUCCUCCGAUGGACUGUACCAGCCAAUGUCCAGCAUGCAACCCAAGGAGGGGAGCAAAUCAUCCUCUGAACCUACUGUACUUGGCCCCAAGCCAUUCACAAUCCCCCCUCGCAAGGAGUCGAAACUCGCUGUGUCGCGAAUUUUCCAGUAA